This is a messenger RNA of Anolis carolinensis (green anole), 4845 nucleotides long. RefSeq names its product NIPA like domain containing 4 (gene nipal4). The record is from RefSeq and is a predicted model, not a curated record. The transcript is spliced from 6 exons. Gene Ontology annotation, cellular component: membrane. Bases 332 to 1528 code for a protein of 398 amino acids. Lineage: Eukaryota; Metazoa; Chordata; Lepidosauria; Squamata; Anolidae. Gene Ontology annotation, molecular function: magnesium ion transmembrane transporter activity. Gene Ontology annotation, biological process: magnesium ion transport.
GGCUUGAAGGCACAGCCACACAGAGACCUUGAGAAAAGAAGAGGAGGAGGCGUGUCUGGCGGGGGCCCCUUUCCAGCCCAGCCCAGGUGAAAGCGAGGCGAGGCUGCUUUCCCUCCCGCGCUGACGGAGGCAGACGGACAAGAGCAGCCCAGGCGGAGGAGGAGGAGGAGGAAGCAGCGGCGGCAAAGCCAGGGAGCCGGCUGCGAGUCGCGCACAACACGACAGGACCCCCACAAGCCGGGCGCGGACUCUUCCCCUCUUCCUUCCACCUGCUGCUUUGGCCGCUGCUUGGGGAUGCUCUGACUGAGCCCCGGCGGAGAAGAGGAAGCCAAUGGAGCCGCUGUGGGUCAACCGGAGCUGUGCCAACGGUUCUGUGUUCACCUUGACUUGCUCGUCUCGUCAGGUUAUUUGUCAGGUCAUUGAGAAUAGCAGCUCCACGUCCUCCUCCAGGAAUCUCAGUUUACACACUGACCUGACUGUGCAGAUAGAGGACAAAUAUGGCUUCUACAUUGGCCUGGCCUUGGCCAUCCUCUCCAGCUUCCUCAUUGGCAGCAGCAUCAUCUUGAAGAAGAAAGGACUGUGCCGGCUAGUGGAGACAGGAGGCACCAGAGCUGGGGAUGGAGGUCAUGGCUACCUACGGGAUUGGUUGUGGUGGGCUGGUUUGCUCACAAUGGGCGGAGGAGAAGCUGCUAACUUUGCUGCCUAUGCCUUUGCACCUGCAACAAUUGUUACUCCACUUGGAGCCUUGAGCGUGCUCAUAAGUGCCAUUUUAUCAUCCUAUCUACUUGGAGAGCGUCUCAAUCUGCUGGGCAAAUUAGGCUGCAUGCUGAGCAUUGUGGGUAGUACAGUGCUGGUGAUCCAUGCUCCAGAGGAAGAGGAAGUCUCCACUCUAGAUGAAAUAGCUUCUAAACUGAAGGAGCCAGGUUUCCUUGUUUAUGCUGGUCUUCUCUUGGCGAUCUGCCUGGUUUUUAUUUUCUUCCUAGCUCCACGCUAUGGGCAGACCAAUAUUCUUGUGUACCUCACCAUCUGCUCUGUGAUUGGGGCUUUCUCUGUGUCUUCAGUCAAAGGACUGGGCAUUGCCAUCAAGGGCUUUUUUGCUCACCAGCCUGUUCUUCACCAUCCCCUGACCUGGAUUCUUGCCUUUACAUUAGUGGCCUCUAUCACCACACAGAUCAACUACCUCAAUAAGGCGCUUGACAUUUUCAACACCUCAAUGGUUUUCCCCAUCUACUAUGUGCUGUUUACUACCAUAGUCAUCACCACAUCAGUCAUCCUCUUUAAGGAAUGGGUCACCAUGUCUGCGGUGGACAUUAUUGGAACCAUAUGUGGAUUCCUCACCAUUAUUUUAGGAGUGUUUUUACUCCAUGCUUUCAAAGAUAUGGACUUCAGCUUGAGAAAUCUACCACCAACUCUUCAAAAUACUGAUGAGACUCCAAUAAUUAGGGAUGACAAGGACAUCCUAAUCGAAAUGGAUAGUAACAGUAUCAAGGAUGACGGGAAACCCAAAGUAUUCAUGAUCUACCGUUGAAACCAAAAAUCAGCAAUGCUGCAGCUGCAGAGACUGGUACCAAAGAGUUGUGUGUGUUGCACAGAAGAAUUUGCAUUAAGUGAAACCUUGUCAUGUGUAUCUUCUGAAAAGAACUACGAGUUUGAGCCAUUCUCCUUUACACAAUGUGUCAUUCCCCUUCCCACUUUCCUGCUUAGUGAUUCCUUCUUUUUAUCCUCUGAAAUUGUACCACAUAAUUUCCACUCUCAUCUGGAAUUACUAUGGCUACUAUGACAGUACCUUUCAAACAAGCAAGUUUUCACUGAUUAUCUGAAGAAAUUUGAUUCUUCAUAUAGUGGUGACUACAGUUGCUUCUUACUCCUACAGAGGAUGAUUUUCUCCUAACAUUGCAAAGAAAGAUUAUAUUGGUCUAGGCUCUGUCAGGCCAAGAAAUGCUUUAAAAUGUGAACUGCGAAACUUGGGAGAAAACUAUUGUGCCUUUUUUAGGCCUGAAUGCACAAUAUUUUGUUGAACUUGUUAUACAGAAGAGACUGGCACACCAUCUCUGCACAGCCCAUAAUUUAAGGACUAUGCAGGGACUGUGGAAGUUCCCGUAAUCUCACUAACCGGUAAGCAACUGCUGCAAUCGACAGGGGUCCAUUCCCCUGUCAAUCAGGAAGUGACUGCAUGGUGUUCCUGGUGUGAGGGGAAUUUGUGAAAGGGGCCCCUUUUCUGCUUAUCAUGCUGAAGAUUGGUCAUGGGAAGAGGUAAAAAUGCUAGGCUGCUGAAUUCAUAGAGGAUGGGCCCAGUCUAUCCCAGCAGCUGCUUGCCAGAAAGUGGGAUUUCUGCAAAGGAGGGUGUCUUGCUAGAGUUCACUGUGUAGCAACAUUACUGUGCUCCCUAGUACACAAUAGUCAUACAAGAUUCUAGUGCAUGUAUUUAUUUCUAAGAAGCAAUUACAUCUAGGAUAAUGCUGUGCUGCUAGAAUAUGACACUGUUUUCUAGUGUGAGAUUUCUAGAUGAGGGUGGAAUGAUAUUGCAUCAUUGCAUUAACUAACUUGUAUUGCUAAGUGUCUUGGUAAUGCCAAGAAAACAGUAGUAUAUACUGCUUCUGCAUUUAUAGAUUCAGUUUUUCUGUCUUUGGGGUUCUUUCCUGAUGGUGAACAAUUUUUUUGAAACUGUCAAGUUUAACCCAUUAUUGAUGCUGUUAAUACUUCUGAGUUGUGUUUCAGCUUGCCCGUUAAUAUCCAGAUGUUCAUUGUGGUUAACCAGAUUAGACUAAAUUGUGGUCUGGCAUCUAUGUUCAAAAAUGUAGGUGUUUAAUAUUUUGUGUCUGUGUGAAACUCUGAAGUGCAUUCAAUGACCAUUUAGCAUCUUGUUGUAAGAUCUUAUAAUCAUGGCAUCUACAACCAUGUGAAUAAGCAGCUGUCUGCAGUGCUCACUUGUGUGGUAGUAAGAAUGUUGCCAUGUUCCCACAUCUCUAUUUUUCUGAGGAAAUAGAUGUGGUAAAAUUAUAUUCACCAUAAUAUGGUGAAGCCACCUCUUCCUCAAUAUAAUCAGUUGCAUACUUGAGUCCAAUAUACUGGUAGAUGUUACCCUGGUGGAAUGGGAGCUAUUAGCAUAACAUAACCCCCAAACUAUGGAAAAGAAGACCAUGCUACAAUUAUGUUAAUGGUAGAGAGCAUUAACCCUUGGGAAACAGGAGAUUACCACUACAUUUGACUGCCCCUUAUGUGGUCUUGACCUUUUUAAUGUUUGUGUGGGAAGGAGAGAUGUUGGGGCUCUCAUGCUACUGGAGUACUCGAAUAAGAUGAAGAGCAUCAAUUGUAAACACUCCUCUGUAUUUACUUAUAGUGUUUCAAAUAUGUAUUGAUAUUCUGUAGUUUCUGGUUGGAGACAAUGAAUCCUAAUGUCAGUCUCAACCUGAGUUGGCCCCUUCAGUCAAUAAGAUUUUUCCAUGUCUUGUUACACCAUUCAACAAUUGAGUCAACAAUUUAGGAAUAAUCAGGUCAAUUUUAUACCACAUUUUAAUGGAAAAGCUAAGUUUUAAUAUCCAAAAACCAAAUUGACUUAUUAAUAAGAAAUGAAAAUUGGGAUUGUGACUGUUUCUAGAUGCCUUCAUUAGGCUGUGGAUGGCAUACAAUAAAGAUAGGAGUGUUAACUUCCUAAGGUUAAUAAACUGCAUGUUCAAUACAAAUAUGUACAUAGACGAAAAUACUUUUCUGCAUGGCCAAAUCCCUGUUAUGAUCGCAGCAGUGUGAAAUGGGAUCCAGACUUGCAAAGUCAGUGAAGUUUAUGGUGUGAUGAUAGACUGAAUGAGAUUAGGUUUGCAUUCCAUGAGCACCACAAGCUUCCUGAAUAAUUAACUCCUUUUCUUGGUCAAUGAAAGUCUUUUUUGUCUUAGUCUGGAUGCCCAAGAAACUGGAAAAUCUCUGCAAUAAGCAUUAAGUCUUUGAAUGUGGGGAAUUAUAUAUUUUUUUAAGAAAAUAAAAGUGUAUUGGGCCAGUCAUUUGCAAAUCAAGAGGCUUAUGUACCACAAGAGGUUUUAGUUCUUGUCUAUUUUUAAUAUAAGUUGUCUAGUUCAUAAGCUUUUAGAAAACAAGUUCAACUCUCUCUUUCAGUACACUUUUCCCUUCCUCAUCACUUUAAAUCACUGGUUUCCAAACUUUGGUCAUUCUGGUAGCUUGGACUUCAGCUCUCAGAAAUCAUGACUGUUGGCCAAGCUGGUUGGCAUUUUAUGGAGGUGAAGUCCAACAUCCCUGGAGGGACACAGUUUGGGAACCACUGCUUUUGUAUAGAAGGAAUAGUAACCUUAACAAUUAGAAAAAUAGCUCACAUGCUCAAACUAUAUUCUAUUGUACUUUGGGAAAACAGACUUGAGAGCAGACUUUCACAUCAUGGGAAAAUGUAUUGUGUUAUUAUGGAAGAGAAGCUCUAAUGUUAUGUUGAUGAUGUAGUCGUAGUAAUUGAGUGGGGUUUUAAAAUAUCUACACCACUGUUAGUACCAGUCAGACAAUUCAGCUUUAGCAAGCAUGCCAUCUUCUUUGGCUAACAAAAUCUAUCUGGCUGGACAAGAGAGGAGAAGAGGAAUCUUUAGUGGAUGAGAGGAUAAAUAAAAACUUAACUCACUUGAAAGAACAAGAGUUGUAACUUGGUGAUAUAUGUCCAUUCCUCAUUGUCCACAUAUGAGGAAUGUUAAAACUUGCCAAUGAAUGUAUCUUACAAAUGAACAUCUCCAGUGUAACUUUGUGAUAGGGGGAGUGGGAUUUCUCACCCUGUUUUGAUUAUAUGACAUUUCAGUACUAGUUAUUUAUACUUUGAGAGGGAGAAUAAAGAUUGUUUUCUAUAAACUCUUCAAA